Formica exsecta is the source of this 1433-nucleotide messenger RNA. Its product is annotated as 4-nitrophenylphosphatase-like. Gene Ontology annotation, cellular component: cytoplasm. The coding region runs from base 175 to 1119 and encodes 314 amino acids. Gene Ontology annotation, molecular function: phosphatase activity. Lineage: Eukaryota; Metazoa; Arthropoda; Insecta; Hymenoptera; Formicidae. The transcript is spliced from 6 exons. The record is from RefSeq and is a predicted model, not a curated record.
GUUUAGAUAAUGUAACGAACCACUAGUCUUUAAAAACAGGCUCUAAAAGUUUAACCGAGCCAGAAAGUCUCGCAUUGCGCACGAAAUAAGAUAUACUAAUAAAGCUAGAAUCAGAAGAACUUUAGAGAGAAAAUAACCACUGUCAAACGUGUUUAAAAAUACUGUCAGCUUGCCAUGUCAAAGACCAAAGAUCUUAGCAAAUUUUCGGUUGAAAAAUUGCAGGAGUUUUUAACGUCUUUCGACACAGUUCUAUCCGACAUCGACGGAGUUGUGUGGCAACUUAGUCAUCCUAUCGAGGGCGCUUUUGAAUCUUUAGCGAUAUUGCAAAAAUUGGGAAAGAAGAUAUAUUUGGUAACGAAUAAUACUGAGAAUGCGGAUCAAACUUAUUGUGAUAGAGCUCGAUGUGCUUGUUUGUAUUUGACUCCAGACCAUGUAAUUAAUAUCGUCAAAGUGAUUAUCUGGUAUUUGAAUAAGAUCGAUUUUCACGACAAGGUUUUCGCCAUCGUUUCGGAUGAAUCGCAGAACGCUUUGAAAAAAGCAGGAAUACAAAUAGAAGAAGAACCAAAAGUUUACGAUAAAAAAGUAGCUGCGACUAUAAAGAGCGUCUUGGACCGACCAUCCGUUAAAGCUGUAAUUUAUGAUUUCGAUAGUAAGUGCAAUUGGUCAAAAUUAGCUUUGGCCAUAUCAUGCCUUCAACGUAAGGAUGUGUUGUACAUAGCAGGGGCAGUGGAAAAUUGGAUACACGUAGAAUCAGUACCUUCUAAAAUAAGGAUCUUAGGUCCUGGAUCAUUCGUGCAUCUUAUUAGCGCACAAAGCGGAAGAAAACCGAUUCUAUGUGGCAAACCUAGCCAAACUUUAAAAGAUUAUAUUUUAGAUAUAUGCAACGUGACCGAUCCACAAAGAUGUUUGUUCAUCGGUGACACGGUUGAUCAAGACAUGAGGUUUGCCUCUAUGUGUGGAUUUAAGAAACUUCUCGUCGGUACGGGAAGUGAUUCUCUGGAAAAAGCGCAAAAAAACAUUGAUACUUAUCCUGAUUACUAUAUUCCUGCUUUGAGCCAGCUAUUUUCCACACACAAGAAUUUACAACUUUUACGUACUAUCAAUCACGAAAACAACUAAUCGCAUAUCCUUGGAUAGAAAAAUAAUUAAUAAUAAAUCAAUCUCUUAUUAAGGCAAAAUCAGUAAUCAAAUCGGUAGCAGUCCAUUUACAAAAAAUUAUUGUAAAGAAUAGAUAAUUAUAUCUUAAGUGUUGAAUUGCAUUUUUGAAAGACAUUAUUAUGCAUCCUGUAGCAAUUAUACGAUAAAUUAUGUAUAUUAUUCAGAUAUUUUAUACGCUUUUUAAUCGCUAUACUGAAUAAAUUUUGUAAAUAAAUCUAUUCUCCAUUUUUUGUCAAAUCUUACAUCGAUGAUUUCAUAUCUCAUAUUGAUAAUUU